This is a messenger RNA of Cornus florida, 1037 nucleotides long. RefSeq lists its product as uncharacterized. The coding region runs from base 185 to 667 and encodes 160 amino acids. The transcript has 7 exons. Lineage: Eukaryota; Viridiplantae; Streptophyta; Magnoliopsida; Cornales; Cornaceae. The record is from RefSeq and is a predicted model, not a curated record.
CACAUCCAGUCACAGGCCCAUUGCAUUAGCGGCUAACUAGACCCAUCCAUUGGUGACCAGCCCUAACUCGUACUUGAUGAAUCAAAGUUCUCGGUGCUCCGUCUCCCUUUCACUCACACACACACUGGCUCAAACACACGUACAACUGACGGAAAACGAAGAAACAUAGAAAAAUUGCUACCAGAUGGAGGAUUCGUCAUUUUUUGGUACAAUGAUGAAUCAGCUUCGUACAACGUGCAAAUAUUAUACUGGUUAUCCGAAGGAUCUCAGGCCAUCUCGGGUUAUUCAUUUUACCUCAGAGCGUGAGUUUGUGCAGCUUCUACACCAAGGUUACCCUAUGGUUGUGGCAUUUACCAUCAGGGGUAAUUAUACAAAACAUCUUGACAAAGUACUGGAGGAAGCUGCAGUUGAGUUUUAUCCGCAUGUAAAAUUUAUGCGCGUUGAAUGUCCAAAAUAUCCCGGCUUUUGUAUUACACGACAGAGGAAGGAAUAUCCAUUUAUAGAAAUAUUUCAUAGUCCAGAACAAGCGGCUAAUCAAGGGAGGGUUGCUGAUCCAAAUAUUACAAAGUACUCUGUGAAAGUUUUACCUUUCAACUACGACCUCAGUGCCUAUGGAUUUAGAGAAUAUUUCAAACGCCAUGGCAUACGGUCAUCUGAUUCCAAGUGAAUGAUGGUGAAGAAUCAAUUUGGUAUUGUACUUUAUUAAAAUGAAAAAGCAGUUCGGGGUUGAUUAUAAUAUUAAUUUUGAGAUUCCUUACAAAAUCUGGGUUUGAGCUCUGAAAAUAGCUAGGCAUCUAGUGCACUAUAACAGGUUAAAAAGAUUGCAAAAGCGCUGUUUUGCUAUAAACAAAUAUUUUGGUACUCACACCCCUCGGAGCAUUUAUAUGUUUCUCUUGGUCACCCUCACUAUUUCUUACACGAAACAUAUGUAAACACUCACAGUAAGUGAUCUAUUAUUUGGCAUUGUAGGUUCUUUUUAUUGUUUAGAGGCAUAUAUAUAUAUAUAUAAAAGAUAUUGAACAGUGGUUCCAUUUCAA